AUGUAUUCAUUUUUCGUCUUUUACUUUAUACUUUUAUAUUUCGCCUCAACGAAACCACCGUUUACCUCGGCUGGCUCGUCAGUUGGACCCGUACAAGCCUUUAAAAUAAAAGAUUGCCGAAGAUGUCCGGUAGGUUAUGAAGAGAGCAUUCCAUGCCAAUGCGAAAUUGCGAAAGAAAACGACCACAAUUUAUCCAAGCUAUUCGCACAGCAGACAACGAAAUUGGAGGCCCAAGCCUUCACAAAGAUGGACAGUGACCUCAAGAUGUACUCCUUUUUCGUUUUUUGUUUUAUACUUUAUUUCGCCUCGAAGAAACUACCGUUUACCUCGGCUGGCUCGUCAGUUGGACCCGUACAAGCCUUUAAAAUAGAAGAUUGCCGUAGAUGUCCGUUAGAUUAUGAAGUGAGCAUUUCAUGCCAAAGCGAAAUGGCUAUUCUAUGCGAAAUUGCGAAAGAAAACGACCACAAUUUAUCCAAGCUAUUCGCACAGCAGACAACAAAGAUGGACAGUGACCUCAAGAUGUACAACACGGAACAACUGUUUACCUCGGCUGCUUCGGAUUUAUUAUAUCUAGAUCUGGAGGUUCUGGAUUAUCAAGAGGACAGUCGUUCCAAGGCGUUCCAAGGCGAGAUAGGCGUUCCAAGCGAGAUUGUGACUACAGUUGGUAUUCCAUACGAAAUUCGAGUGUUUAAACUGUGUUUUGGAAACGUGUAUGAUUUGAGUUCAGGUCGAAGUGUAAAGCAUUUUAAAGUUAAAACAGGUGAGGAAAGGUAA
Molecule: messenger RNA, 774 nt
Organism: Paramuricea clavata
Lineage: Eukaryota; Metazoa; Cnidaria; Anthozoa; Malacalcyonacea; Plexauridae
Source: the annotation of a GenBank genome assembly